Messenger RNA from Paramecium pentaurelia, 478 nucleotides. NCBI's taxonomy places the organism in Eukaryota, Ciliophora, Oligohymenophorea, Peniculida, Parameciidae. The record is from the annotation of a GenBank genome assembly.
AUGAUGACUCCUCCAGUUCCAAUGUUUGACUCAAAAUUGGAGAAUCUUUCAAAACCUAGGACAGUGCCCAUAAAAGGUAAGAUUUCUCUGUCAUGUCAGAUGAAAUAGUAAAAGGUUUGUGAGAUUAUGCAUAUCUCUUUUUGCUUUAGUAAAAAUUGUGAUUUACUCUCAGCUGAUGUUAGUAAAUAGAAAAUUUUAACCUUUAAAUUUAAUAAGCUAGAAGACUAGAUUCUCUCUAAUGAAGUAAGGGGUCAAAUUUACAUAGCUCUAGGCAUUAGAUGUUCCAAUGAUAGAAAACCUUGUUAGGAGAGCCAGAUGGAUUUAUAGUGUUAAAGUAUUUCUGCCAUAGAUUCCAGCAUAGUAGAAAUUGACUCAAGGGUAAGUCAAAAAACCUAAAAGAAAUAAAUCCUCAAUUGAGAUUGUGAGAAUGCCUCAUAUUUUAAAUAAUGUUAAAUUUUAUUUGUUUUAAUUAUUAUGA